Molecule: messenger RNA, 1893 nt
Organism: Lodderomyces jiufengensis
Lineage: Eukaryota; Fungi; Ascomycota; Pichiomycetes; Serinales; Debaryomycetaceae
Gene: PTK2
Product: protein kinase
Exons: 1
Coding region: 1-1893 (630 amino acids)
Biological process (GO): intracellular signal transduction; protein phosphorylation
Cellular component (GO): nucleus
Molecular function (GO): ATP binding; protein serine/threonine kinase activity
Source: RefSeq, a predicted model, not a curated record
AUGACAUUACUAAAAGAACAUAAUAACAAAAUACUUCCUCAUCUGCAACAACAACAUCAUCAUCAUGGGUUAAAAAAUUUAUUUAAAAAAGAUACUACUACUACUAAUAAUAAUAAUAUUACACCAUCAGAUACUAAUUCUUCAUCAAAUUCAUCUUCAUCUCAUAUUGGGUUAUCAAAAUUAUUUCAUUCAUCACAUAUUAAUAAUAAUAAUCAUCAUCCUCAAAAUAAUAACCAAGCUCAAGUAAAUUCUCCAAUUACAAAUGACAAUAAUAUAACUCCACCAAAAAGAUCUCAAUCUUCAUUUUCUUUAAGAAGAAGAAAUACAAAUCCUAUAAAUAUGAAUUCAAAUAUAAAUUCACCAAAUAAUUCAAAUAAUUCAAAUAAUUCAAUAUCUUCAUUAAAUGCAACUUUUAAAAAUAAUAGAAAUAGAGCAAAUUCAGAAUUAAAUCAUAAUGGUAAUAAUGUCAAUAAUAAUAACAAUAGCAACAACAACAAUACAAGUCUAAAUAAUUCAACACCACAUAAAAAAUUAACAAAAGCUGAAACUUUUAAUCAUAUGUCACAAUUAGAUUUAAGAAAUGCUGCAAAACAACAAUUAAGAAAUACAAGAAUUCCAACUAAUCAAUCCCAAUUAUCUAUUUCAACAAAUCAUGAAAAAAUUGUAUAUAAUCCUUAUGGAAUGAAUAAAACUCCAAGUCAAGAACAACCUAAACUGACAAGUUUUUAUUUAUCUGGUGUUAAUGAUGGUGAAAGAAUUUUAUCUAAUCCUGUUGCAAAUCCAAAUGAUUAUUUACCAUUAGAUAUGCAAGAAGAAAAAAUUAAUUUAUUAGAUGAUUAUGAUAUAGAUGUAUCAAAUAAAAAAUUAGGUGAUGGUGGAUCAUCAGAUGUUAGAAUUAUAAAUUCUCAUAAUAAUAAAAAACAAUUAUAUGCAUUAAAAAAAUUUACUUUAUUAAGUAAAGAAACUGAUGAAGAAUUUUAUAAAAGAGUUUCAAAAGAAUAUAUAAUUCAUAAAAAAUUAACUGGAAGUAAACAUGUUGUUAAUGUUUUGGGGAUAUUAAGAAUUUCAUCACAAGCUAAUUUAACAAGAGGUUGGGGAAUGAUUAUGGAAUAUUGUAAUAAUGGAGAUUUAUUUUCAAUGAUUAUAAGAUCAGGUUGGAAAAAACUGUCUCUUGUGGAAAAAUAUUGUUUUUUUAAACAAAUAAGUAAAGGAUUAAAAUAUAUUCAUGAUCAAGAUAUUGCUCAUAGAGAUAUAAAACCUGAAAAUGUAUUAAUUGAUUCUCGUGGAUGUUGUAAAUUAUGUGAUUUUGGAGUAAGUGAUUAUCAACAUGAAAUUCCAGGAGAUUUUAAUUCACCAAUAAAAUUAUCAACAAGUUAUGUUGGAUCACCACCUUAUUCUCCACCAGAAGUUAUGAUACUCAAGGAAAAAUCCCAUGCAGAAAUAAAAAAUUUUGCAUAUGAUAUGUUUAAAGCAGAUUGUUGGGGAUUAGGUAUGUUAUUAUUUUGUAUGAUUUAUUCUGGUGUACCAUUUCAACAAGCAUCACCACAAGAUCAUGGUUAUAGAGAUUAUUCUUUUAAUCAUAAAAGAUACUGUACAGAUCAUCAAAAUUUUAAAAAUAAUAAAGGUAUUAAUAAAGGUCCAGGAUCUGAAUUUAAAUUAGCUGCAAAAUUCGAAAGUUCUGGAGCAUCUCGAAUUGCAUGGAAAUUAUGUGAUCCUUCAACACAAAAGAGAUAUGAUUUAGAUAUGUUAUUUGAUGAUCCAUGGUUUAAAAAUUUAGAAAUUUGUGAAAAUUGUGAAGAUGAUGGUGAUAACAGUGAUUCUUGUCAUAUAAAGAACCAUGAUCAUAAUAUUAGUAAUGUUGCAAAUAGUGGUAGAAAACAAUUGUGUUUAUAA